This is a messenger RNA of Iphiclides podalirius (scarce swallowtail), 270 nucleotides long. The record is from the annotation of a GenBank genome assembly. Lineage: Eukaryota; Metazoa; Arthropoda; Insecta; Lepidoptera; Papilionidae.
AUGUGGAGGGGGCGAAGUGGUGAAAUGGUGGGUCGGCACGUUAUCGAGGAGGGCGAAAGGGGCGGCUGGACGAUGUGGAGGGAAACGGCGGGGGAGGCGGAGCGAUGUCGAGGAGGGCGAAAGGGGCGGCAGGACGAUGUGGAGGGUAACGGCCGGGGAGGCGGAGUGACGUCGAGGCGGCGAAGUGGUGAAAUGGUGGGUCGGCACGUUAUCGAGGAGGGCGAAAGGGGCGGCAGGACGAUGUGGAGGGUAACGGCCGGGGAGGCGGAG